Molecule: messenger RNA, 567 nt
Organism: Arabis nemorensis
Lineage: Eukaryota; Viridiplantae; Streptophyta; Magnoliopsida; Brassicales; Brassicaceae
Source: the annotation of a GenBank genome assembly
AUGGCAGAUUCCGACAUAGAGACCAACAGCAACCACAACAGCAACCAAUCAACCACAUCAUCAACCACAAGCGUUCACGUUACAGCCCUCGACGGGAUAGUUAACGCAAACUCUAUCUUCACGGUUGCAGUAUUUGUCGGAAUGGCUUUCGACCAACCGCGCGACCUCACCCUCACGGAUAGGACCGAGUGCAACGCGGGAAUAGACGUGGAAAGAGACCUCAUUGUGUUCGAAGUCAUUUCGUUUGCAUUCUUCCUCUUCUCUUCCCUCGUGGCUCAAGGGAUGAAGCUAGCCAUCAACUUGUUAAACAGCAAAGAAACGGACGAAGCUUUUAAAGCAACAAUCAACAAGGAUGUGCUUCGUCUCGGUGUGGUUGGUUCAGCCGGUGGAUCCAUCUUGGGAUGUGUAUUCCUUCUGUUGUCAAUAGUUGAUAUUAUUCAGCUCCGUCUCGGGCUGCUCUCUUGCGGUAACUCAUUGACGAUUCAUACCGUGUUGGCGCUUGUUGUCUUGGUCUCUUCUGCUCUUAGUGUUUACAUCUUCACAGUGUUUUACUCUUUCAGGAAAUGA